Sinocyclocheilus grahami is the source of this 426-nucleotide messenger RNA. RefSeq names its product transmembrane protein 251 (gene lyset). Bases 1 to 426 code for a protein of 141 amino acids. NCBI's taxonomy places the organism in Eukaryota, Metazoa, Chordata, Actinopteri, Cypriniformes, Cyprinidae. The transcript has a single exon. The record is from RefSeq and is a predicted model, not a curated record.
AUGAAUUUCCGCCAGCGGAUGGGGUGGAUCGGCGUCGGACUGUACUUGUUGGCCAGUGUCGCUGCCGUGUAUUAUAUAUUUGAGAUCAGCCAAACAUACAACCGACUUGCACUGGCACAAGUAGAAAAGGCGGCUGGAGUGCAGACAAAAUGGUCGGGAGAUGCUUCUUCCUCUUCUCCAUCUUCAACUUCAUGGAUCGUGACUCUGAAAACGAGACUUCUCCUCCUGCCCUUCUGGGUGUGGGCCACCAUUUUCCUCAUUCCCUACCUCCAGGUGUUCCUCUUUCUUUACUCCUGCACAAGGACGGACCCCAAAACUGUAGGAUACUGUAUUCUGCCCAUCUGCCUUGCUGUUCUCUGCAACCGUCACCAAACCUUCGCCAAGGCCUCCAAUCAGAUCAGCAGACUGCAGCUGAUUGACACGUGA